AUGCUGGAGCAUUCACUGGCCAAGGCCUGUGCUGGCGGGCUCACAGCGUUUAGUUUGGCCCCGAGAGACGACGGAAAUCCAUCUUCAGUCGCUGCCAUUGCAUCGCCGCGAAAGCCUUUGUUCGCUCGCGAAUGCCCGCCUCCUUUCUGCACGCCUACUACUAGCAGCAUCCAUCUCUCGCCCGCCCCCAUCGCCAUCGCCAUCACCGCUACCUCGCCGAGACGAGCUCCUGCACUCGUACAGCACUGUCAAGAACAAUCCGCCACGUUGUCUGGGACGGAAGAGUCUGGAACCGGACCGUCUGAGUCCCCGGAGCUGAUCGAGGCCAAGGUGCAUCACGAGCACGCCGCCACGGCCACCGCUGCCCGACAACAACUGGAUCUCGACCUAGAUCGCGACGCCGCAGAGAACGAGAGUGCUGCCCACGAGGCCGAGCAGUCGCCGCCGCCACAGUACCCCAUCUCGGAGGCCUCGUCUUCCCGCCCUCCGCCAUUCUCGUCGCUCUUCUCGUCGGUCCAAGACCAUCCCAGUGGUGAGGCGUUUGGCAAGUUUCCUGCCGUCGUUCCAGAAGGAAGUGCUUCCGCAUCUGUCGCUGCGCCAGCCUACGGCUACGAAUCUCGCGCCCCCGAGCCCUUUGACCCCGAUCAGGCUGCGGCGCGUGCCUUCCAAGACCCUGUAGCAGAGACCAAGCGUGCGCUCCCCAGAGACACCAAGGGAGAGUCAAGUCGCAAGGACGACGACGCCGAACCGCCACCCGCAUACUCUGAGGGAGACAGUCCUCUCUAUACAUUCUCAUACGUAAUGGCGGCCGCCGGAGGAGCUUCGAGUAUCAUAACUCAGGUACAGCAAGGUGGACCACCUAUCAAUGCCAUCGGAGAUGUCGGCGCUGAUGAGACAAUCACCAUGGACCUACGGGGUACCAGAUUCGUCCUUUCGCGUGAUGAGCUGCUCACUUUGCCCGAGUUUGUCCUGUUAUCUCUAUUCCCCAAUGGGCUAUUUCCAGAAGGCCACAUGAGCGGGUUUCCCGAUAGCGACGCGGUGCAAGUUGACUAUGACCCUGCAUCACUGCAGUACAUGUUGGACUUUUUCCGAACUGUUGCUCAGUCAAUCCCCACCGAAUCAUCGCCGGGCACGUCUCAAGAUGGGGAGAUUGUUCCCCUGGAUCCAAUGGGUUCCCGUGAGGACUCCUCCAAGAGGGCUGGUAUCAUCGUCCUAAGAGAGGAUCUUGACUUUUAUGCAAUCCCUCCCAAGUCCGAUAUCAGCCAACCCGACAUGAUCGAAGUUAAGCGCGCAGCGGCGCGUGCAUUGCUCAAGCAGGAUGGCAUCUUUUCUGGGCUAAAACGAAGCGAUGAACCCGGAACGACUGAAGCUCAUCUUAUUGAGAUGCUGACGGCAGGCGGCUUUAACCACGACGACUGCUGGGGCCACCGGGCUGGCGAACCUAACAAGGCCGUCAUCUGCAGCCUGGCACUCGCUCGAUUGCGUAGCGACAUUCGUGGCAACGAAAUGGGCAACAAUGCCGUCGGCAUGGCUCAGAAGCUGCUCCUGUUCUGGCGGAAACCGGCUAGGCGAUGCUGGUGGGAGGGCAUCGAGCUGGACAACGUCGAAGGCGUCGAGGGUAAGCUCAAAGUCUGGAUCAGGCGAGUGUGGACGUUGGAGAUGAGCGUGAUUGGACUCCGUUGA
Messenger RNA from Trichoderma aggressivum f. europaeum, 1683 nucleotides. RefSeq lists its product as uncharacterized. Lineage: Eukaryota; Fungi; Ascomycota; Sordariomycetes; Hypocreales; Hypocreaceae. The record is from RefSeq and is a predicted model, not a curated record. Gene Ontology annotation, cellular component: nucleus. Gene Ontology annotation, molecular function: RNA binding. The transcript is spliced from 7 exons. The coding region runs from base 1 to 1683 and encodes 560 amino acids.